Aspergillus fijiensis CBS 313.89 is the source of this 1659-nucleotide messenger RNA. RefSeq lists its product as uncharacterized. The record is from RefSeq and is a predicted model, not a curated record. NCBI's taxonomy places the organism in Eukaryota, Fungi, Ascomycota, Eurotiomycetes, Eurotiales, Aspergillaceae. The transcript is spliced from 4 exons. The coding region runs from base 1 to 1659 and encodes 552 amino acids.
AUGUCUGACUAUAUAAGCUUUGCAUUCAUGUUCAUGUUGGAGAUGUACCGACGUCUUCAAAAGCGUCCGGGGACCGCCGCAUCUUCUGCUAAAGUGUGGAUCGACGGCGAGAUCAUCGACGAAGAUUAUAGCAGUGACAGAGUCCCGGAUGAUGCUCUGGCAAUCAUGCCUUAUCAUAUUAUAAAGGCAACAGAAUACCUGAUGGUGUUUCAAGCCUCAACGGAUAUACAGUUUGUCUGUGAGACACUGGGAAGCCUGUGCAAGAAGUGGUUCCUCCAGUUGUAUCAGACAAAGAACAGACGGACGCCCAUCUGGCAGCACUUACAGGGUUCUGAUGUUCCAUACUAUCGGCUGGGGGAUCAUGUGUGGAUAUGGAAGGCGCUGAAAGGCAUCAAGGAAGUAUUGAUUAGGCUAGAAUCUCAACACGAUGACCCGGCAGCCAUAGAUACAAAAAGUGCAGUCCUCGGUGAUUUUUUGAAGCUGCGAGAGCGAAUGUUCACCCUGAUGGCCGAGAAGCGCGGGAGACGUCAAGCCACCCCCGCAAAUGAGCGCGAGCAGAACAUCUAUUUCAACUCAGAAGAUCUACAGAAGGAGGGCAUCAAGCGGUUCACCGUUCGAAACGAGGUCUUCAACAAACGCAUGCUGAGUGUUACUCGCAGUGCCAACGAAACGCGGUUUCUGCUCCAUUCGCGGGAUACCGUACUGUACUACGGUGCCUUGUGGGGUUUCUUCGAGGACCAAGAAGACCUGCUUCAUGAGACGCUGGAAAUUCAGACGAGACACGAAGACAGCCUGUGCGACGAGGUGGAGUGGGCCAAUCCCCUUCGGUAUGGACUGGCUCUACUGUGGUCUCUUCAGGGGUAUCGGCUGACAUGGGGAAACUCAUCUGGCCAAAUGAGCACCAAGGAGAUUCUGCGCAGGGUUGAGCAAGACUCUCGACCCAGUGCAUCGGAAAUGAGUGAAGAUCUAUACUCGACCAUGAGCUUCAAGAACAGAAAGCAAGAGCUAUUGGAUGAAACAUUCCAGGUUCUACGCAGGGUGAAAGACAGUAUCACCGGGGUCCGGACGUUGAUAGACGACUGGAGACAGCGGGAGAGCUCCCAGGGGCGAGAAAGGCCCCGCUGGACCCGUCGCGAUGAGCAGCGGCAUGGCAUGCUUAUUCGAAAACAGACUAAUGAGUUGGCCAAGCAUGACCGCGAGGCGAGGGAUGUUACUCGCUUCACCUACGCCACCGUCUUCUUUCUCCCGGUGGGGCUUGCAGUCAGUAUCUUCAGUAUGAGCGGGCCGCUGGACCAUACAGCCAUUCUCGGCAUGAUAAUCACUGCAAUCGUCGCCUUGGUGGUCACGGUGGCUUUCUUAUGGCUUGUCAUCCGAGUUCCAACACAAGUAUACCCACAGAGUCAAGGCAUUGGCUCGCCGGUGAAGGUUUUCCUGGCUAGAAAGGCGGGCGAGUUGGCCCACCUGCUUGGGGUGCAAGACACGAGCAAGCCAACCAAUGCCAGUCAGGAUCCAGUCGACGAGGCGGACACAGAUGAGAAAGAAACGGCUCAAUCUAGCCACCGGAGCAUGUUUCGUGGUAUAUAUGAUAAGAUAGCUGGUUUCUCGGGCUUGAGACAUCAACACGCUGUACAGGAGCGCGAGGGUGACGCCCAAGCUUAG